Messenger RNA from Musa acuminata AAA Group (dessert banana), 3006 nucleotides. RefSeq names its product AP2-like ethylene-responsive transcription factor BBM. Lineage: Eukaryota; Viridiplantae; Streptophyta; Magnoliopsida; Zingiberales; Musaceae. Gene Ontology annotation, biological process: regulation of DNA-templated transcription. The record is from RefSeq and is a predicted model, not a curated record. Gene Ontology annotation, molecular function: DNA binding; DNA-binding transcription factor activity. The coding region runs from base 451 to 2694 and encodes 747 amino acids. The transcript is spliced from 8 exons.
GUUACCUAUUGUUAUACAGUGUAAGCAUUUGUUAGAGCAAGUUUCCCUGUUUCUAAGCCAAGCAUAGUACACUCACAGCAGCACUUUGUUUUGUUACUGGCUAUUUGCAACCAGCCAGUUUGUCAUGCACCAUAUGAGAGAGAAUAGUAGAUGGAAUUGAGAGAGAGAGAGAGAGAGAGAGAGAGAGACAUGGACAUAAACUCACCUGUUUGAUGAGAUGUUUGUAAUGUUCUCUCCUCUCAGCUUCUUUUGACCUUUCCCCUUCUCUCCCAAACCUCUCUUGCUGCUUUGUUGGUUGUUCUAUCCUGAUCUCAGGAGUUGCAUCGAUCCAUGGUGUCUAGCUUUUCCUUCUAGUGUGAGAGCUACUGAUCCAUGGUCUUCUUCCUCAGUUUCCUCGAACACACUUCAGGCGAUUCUUCUGCGACCUGAGUCCUUGAUUUGGCCUUCUUCAUGAAUAACUGGUUGGCUUUCUCUCUCUCCCCCCAUGAGCUCCCUUCCUCACAGCCUCAUCAGAGCCAUUCGCCAUCUGCUGAUGUCUCCCACUUCAUCUCCGGCGACGAUGUCUCCACCAACUGCUACGAUUUCUCUGCCGACUCCACAUCGGAGCCGCCGAUGGGAAUACCCACCCUGAGACCUGACUUAUCCUUCUGUAUUUUAGAGGCCUUCGACAGACACCAUCACCACCAAACCCAAGAUUGGAACAUGAAGAGCUUCGGUGGCCCCUCGGAACUAUCCGUUCUGGUUGGAUCGAGAAGUAACCAGAACACUAUGGAGGAAGAUGAGCCCAAGCUCGAAGACUUCCUCGGUGGGAAUUCGAUCUCGGAUCAUGAUCGAAAGGUUCUACCUGCUGCACUUACCAGCGAUGAGUACAUGUUCUCCACCUCCUCCUUCCAGGCGCAAGACGCUUCCAUGGUGUCAUCCGAUGCUCACGGUGGAGGCCUGAUGAGCGACGGCAACGGUGGUUCUUCGAGCAACUCCAUCGGGCCGUCCGUGAUCAAGACGUGGUUGAGGAACCAACCCAUCCCACAGCAGCAGGCCAACGACAUGGCCGGGGGUGGAGGGUCAAGCUGUAGCAGCAGUGCGAUGGUAGCCAACGUUAUCGGCACGUUAACGAACUCCCAGGGCUUAUCGUUGUCCAUGAGCACAGGCUCGCAGUCGAGCUCGGCUCUGCCGCUACUGGUGAGAGGGGUAAGCGGUGGAGGUCAGAGCUCGUCGUCGGACAACAAGCAGAAAGGCACUGCAGGUGGCGCAGAUGCACAGACUGGUCCAAUGGAAGCAGUUCCUCGGAAGGCCGUGGACACAUUUGGGCAGAGAACUUCCAUUUACCGGGGCGUGACGAGGCAUAGAUGGACAGGUAGAUACGAGGCUCAUCUAUGGGACAACAGUUGCAGAAGAGAAGGACAGACACGCAAGGGUAGACAAGGUACAUCUUCCACUUGCAUCUCUCUCAUGAAUCGACCUACCAAGCAUUUGAUUUGUAUUGAUUUUGUGCUUCUCUCUUGUAACUCUCCCUCUUGGGCACAAUGCGCGGCCAAUGUCUCAUUCCCCAACUCCAUGCAUGCAGUCUAUUUGGGUGGCUAUGACAAAGAAGACAAGGCAGCUAGGGCUUAUGAUUUGGCUGCUCUCAAGUACUGGGGUCCUACUACAACCACAAACUUCCCUAUAAGCAACUACGAGAAUGAGCUGGAAGAGAUGAAGCACAUGACAAGGCAGGAAUUCAUUGCAUCACUCAGAAGAAAGAGCAGCGGGUUCUCUAGGGGUGCAUCUAUUUAUCGUGGAGUAACAAGGCAUCAUCAGCAUGGAAGAUGGCAAGCAAGGAUAGGAAGAGUCGCAGGGAACAAAGACCUCUAUUUGGGAACCUUCAGCACCCAAGAAGAGGCCGCCGAGGCGUACGAUAUCGCGGCCAUCAAGUUCCGGGGGCUGAACGCAGUCACCAACUUCGACAUGAGCCGGUACGACGUGAAGAGUAUCCUCGAGAGCAACAUGCUGCCCGUCGGCGGCGCCGCCAAGCGGCUCAAGGACGUGGGCGAGCACGCCGAGCCCGGCGCGAUUCGGAGGAGGGCAGAAGACAGCCGUCUCGCCCCGCGGUUCGACGGGACGGGUGGCUACGGCGCUUCUCACCACCAAGGCUGGCCGACGACUGUCGCUUUCCAUCAGCCGCCGCCCUUGCAGCCGCCGCGGUGGGGUGCUCAGUUUCCCUACGGUCCGACGCUGGGUUGGUGCAAGCAGGAGGUGGCCACCGCUCACGGCCUGCAGGACCUUCACCAGCUCCACUCGGGCACCAACACCCACAACUUCUUCCAGCCGUCGUCGGUGCUUCAUCACAGCCUUGUAAGCGUCGACGCCUCGUCGCUGGAACACAGCACGGGAUCGAACUCGGUGGUGUACGGCGGAAGCUAUCAUGGCGGCGGGUACGUGAUGCCGAUGAGCACGGUGGUGACGGAUCAAAGCGGCGCAGCGAACCAAGCAGGCUGUGGUAAUCUCAUCGACGAAGAAGGGACUGCAGAUCCUUAUUCUUCGAGCAGAAAUGCUUACUAUCUCGCUCAUCAGUUGUCUUCCGGCAACGCCAAAGCCGGGGAGUACGAGCAGAACAAUGCAUGGAUGCAUGCGCCAGCUCUGGCGAUGGCGUCGAGGUCGAACGGCAUGGCUGCUGACCAUGGAGCUCCACCGUUCACAGUGUGGAAUGAUGCUUAGGGUUGGGAAAGAAGAGACUGCAUUGCAUUAGAAGGAGAGAGGCAUUUGCUCCUGAUCAUGAUUGCUUCCAUCUGUUUUGGUGAAAGUAUUUCUGGUUUUCUCAGCAUGAGAAUUCUUCUGAUGGUUUGGUAAUGGCCGGUGAGGAUUGAUGCAACUUAACUUGGCACAGUUCUUACUGGCUGUUAAUUUUGGGGUGAUUCAGAAGAAUCAUCUGUUAGAAAAGACUAUGUAAAGUUGUUAAAAUUAAUCCUUUUUUUACUAUCUCUAUAAUAAUAAUAAUAAUUAUUAUUAUUAUUAUUCGAGAGGGUUAAC